UGCUCCGGAGUGGACGGUCCGCUAGUCGGUUCUAGCCGUCGAGUGCAACGGUUGUUUGUACGUCCCGAAAAACCGGAUCCAGCAGGAUAGAGCGUGAAGGAUAACGAGUGCAGGAACGACGACGAUGGAUCGCCUAAGAUGUCUUCUAGUGGUGAGUGUGCUGUGCAUGGCAGCGGUAGCCGUCAGUGGUGUCCGCAAGCUGGAGUGCAGUGAGCAUCGGGACCAGGAGUGCGAAAUAUCCAACUUUACCAUCGUCGAGUCGAUGGACCUGUCCGAGUACGAGUUCCCGGACCAUCCGCAUCUGUCGUUCGGUACCUAUCCGCACUCGGACGACUCGACGUACGUCGUGACGAUCACCAAGGAGCUGGCCGACAUACUGCAGGCGACCGAGAAGCUCGAGAUCCAGAACGUUUCCCUCCAGACGAUGGUCCUGUGGAACAAUCUGCGUAUCCUCGAUGCCUCCCACAACAGUUUCUACGAGCUGGUGGUCGAACCGGGCCAAAACUAUCAGCUGCGCGAGCUUAACCUCAGCUACAAUCGUUUCCAGUCGAUCGAUUUCGUGCUAGCGCUCCCAUCCCUGCGUACCAUCGAUCUUCGCCAUAACUAUCUGGAAUCGCUCGAUAUGUCACUGUUCAGUAUGGCGACCGAGCUGUGGAAGAUCAAUCUGGCCAACAACCGCAUCCAGAGUAUCGCGACCGAUGGUACGAUGUAUCUGCCGCGCCUCUCGAAUCUGCUGCUGAACGACAAUCUGCUGAGUGUGCUCGAUGCGAGCGAGUGGCACUUUAAUAUGCUCCAGGAGCUUAACCUUGCCCGGAAUCGGCUCCGGUAUUUGAGUAUGUGCGAGGUGAACCACUCGUUCCCGCACCUUCAGACGGUCUAUCUGGAUGAGAACCGGUGGGAUUGUGCGCACCUUAACGCGACCAUACGUCAGCUGCACGCGCUUUCGAUCAAACCGAUGCGCCACUACGAUCAGGAUGAUGAGGAACGUUGUGGUCGCAACGUGGAGGGUAUUUGCUGCUACUGAUCACCGGCACAACCGCCGGAAAGUGCACGGGGAUCGGACUCGGUAUUUGUGAGCCGGCGAGUGGUAGUGUGUCAAUAAAUCAAUUGUGUAAUGCG
Messenger RNA from Anopheles darlingi, 1119 nucleotides. RefSeq names its product chondroadherin-like protein. The coding region runs from base 125 to 1024 and encodes 299 amino acids. Gene Ontology annotation, molecular function: protein binding. Lineage: Eukaryota; Metazoa; Arthropoda; Insecta; Diptera; Culicidae. The transcript is spliced from 2 exons. The record is from RefSeq and is a predicted model, not a curated record.